AUGAAUUACAAAUGCUCGAUCGAUAGUAUGAGUGCAAUAGCUCUUAUGAAAUCCAAUUUGGAUAAAAUAAUAGCAAUGAAAUAUCCAACAUUUGAAAUUUACAAAGAAGCAGAAGAAAAUGAUGUUGAAUCUGAAGGAAUAGAAGAUUAUCUAAUUGUUCAAGAUGAGAACACUGAUAUAAUUAUGAAUAAUACAGAUUUUAUCAGAGAAAAUAGUGCAGUUAGUAAACUAAACGAAUAUGAAAUAAGUGCUAGCAAUACAAAUAUUGCUAUAUCAUCAGAAGAUAUACCAAAAAACACAACAUUUAACACAUGGGAAGAAGUCGAAAUGUUUUUUAUGGAUUAUAGUAUAAGAAAUGGCUUUUCAAUUAAAAAGUAUAGAGUGGAACAUACUAAAAUAGGUGUAAUACUUAAAAGAACGUUUAGUUGCGAGUUCAGUGAAAAAUACAAACCAAAUAAAAUAGCUGAAAAUGAUGCUCAAAUCAAGUUAACAACAAUUGCCAAUAUACAUAAUCAUAAUCUCAUACCUGAAACUCGGAAAUUUGGAAUUAAAUAUCGGUCUUUAAGCGAUGAAGCACUAAAAGAAGUUGAGCUAAUGACAAAAUAUAGAAACUUAUCGAUUACUUCACAAAGAAACAUCCUCAGAGCACCAAGAGAUGAUGAUAUAAUAUUCAAUGUCAGAAAAGUUGCUCUUAACCAAGACGCGAAUAAUUAUACAAUUCCAAUACGCAAAUCAGUUACCAAGCUAGUCACUGCAUCAUUCGCAAAAAAAAAAAUCUAUAAAAGAAACCAAUAUGGAAAAUUUUGGGGGCUUGCACGCAAAGCCACUCAACUCGCUGUAGAUAAUGAUGAUAAUGAAAUAGUUCAGUUCCUAACAACAUAUAUCAAUAGAAAAAAAAAUGAGCAAAUGAACAAAAGAAUUUUAGAACAAAGCGCUGUAACUAUUCAAAAAGAUAAUCAAUGCGAUGAACAGCAUACUACUAAUCUAAAUACUGGAGAAGUGCUACAAAACGAUUCUGAAUUAGCACAAGAAAGUGAAGAAUCUGAAAGCACAGUUACAGAACUUGCAGUAAACCUCGUUAAAGUUCAAAAUCCUUCAAAACAAAAACAUAAGCGUGGAGAAAGUUCGAUCCGCAGAUCAUACAAGUGUCGUACAUGUGGUCAGCUUGGCCAUAACUCAGCAUUUCAUAAGAACGAAGCUAAAAGUCAUAAAACUGUAGCACGCG
Molecule: messenger RNA, 1225 nt
Organism: Racocetra persica
Lineage: Eukaryota; Fungi; Glomeromycota; Glomeromycetes; Diversisporales; Gigasporaceae
Source: the annotation of a GenBank genome assembly